This is a messenger RNA of Somion occarium, 1296 nucleotides long. Lineage: Eukaryota; Fungi; Basidiomycota; Agaricomycetes; Polyporales; Cerrenaceae. The record is from the annotation of a GenBank genome assembly.
AGUUGUACCCUUUCGCUCGUCGUCCUCGUUGCCACCCGAGGGCUCAGCUCUCCUUCCAACUUCCUAUUUCUCUCGCUCCUUUUCACCUAGAGUUACGAUUUAUGACCAUGAACGGCUACAGCGGUCCUAGCAACGGAGCAGGGGUGGUCGACGCGGGGCAUGGCGAAGCUUACGCGCAUCACGCAGGCUCAACAAGUGCAGGAGGUGUUCCCGUUAUGAAUGGGUAUGCACCAACACCUUACCACCUGCAUAAUGAAGCCAUUGUGAAUCAUUUAUACCAUGCUGGCUUCCAGACUGCCAACUAUGCUGACACGAUCUUGCAUGUGCAUGGAAGUUCUUACAGAUUACAUGCUAUUAUUCUAUCACGUUCCCCAUACCUUGCUCACCUGAUGUCCACGUCGCCACAAUCCGCCGGUCAAAGGACAAUCUACGUUCAUCUGGAGCAUGAUCCGGAAGUCACCCAGGAGGGCUUUGCCAUCGCUUUGGGUUACCUCUACUCACCUGAAUCGUUGAACAUCGUUCGCCCUGAAAAUGCGCGAGGUGUCCUGGCUGCCGCCUGUCUUCUGGGUGGCAUGGACUACCUCUGCAACUAUGCCUACGAGUUGUGCAGGCAGUCCAUCACCGUUGAUAACAUAUCAGAGUGGCUGGAAUUUGUCGAUUCUAUCCCGACAUCUUCGGACGGGUCAAGCACUCCAAUAGAGCCUCAUCAUCUACCUGUCUCACGAACGGCCAUCUUCGGCCCGUAUGCAGACAGGCUGAAGAACGAUGUCUUCCACUUCUUGGUGGUAACGUUGCCAAAUAUGCUCAACGUUGGCGGUCUUUCGAGUCCUGCGACACCACAAGGUGACUGCCAAGCUUCCGAUGCCGGCAGAGAUACCCUCUUGCAGAUCUUUGCUAGAGUUCCAUUUGAUAUGUUCAAGGCUGCCAUCGAGUCGCCGACAUUCCAAAUUGGUUCCGACCAAGCGCGCUUCAGGUUCGCGAAAGAUGCUAUCGAAGCGAGAAAGCGGGGCAUUGCGCGAGGCCAGGGUGAGGAAACCGUCGUUCUGGCCUUCGGUGGUUCGAACAACCUUAGUGGUAGCGCAGUCCAUGUCACACGCAAGCUGCGUAAGCGUACUCUCUGGAAAGUUAACUCGUGAGAGGAGGUUACAUUUAUUUUUGCUUUACCGUAUCGUACGUCGUCUAGUCUCUGUCAUCUUGCUCUGUAUCUUCUGCACAUUGCUCGAGUGUUGUCUCUUGGAACAUUAUAUCAUACUUGUUUUGUGGCUUUAUAUGGUCAUCUGACGGCUUUUACUGUGU